AAGACGUUACGUUGCAUUGACCGCAUCAGCGUUGAAACGCGUUGGGAAGAUUAAUGGAGACUGGUCGUGUUCGCCGGUUUACUGCGGCUCAACUAGGGACAGAUCAUAUCAGGGAGUCCAAACAGGUACCACGGGAGGCUUUAGCCUAUGGAAACCAUCACACUGCAUUGUGGACUACUCUUUACUGAGAUGGACUGUAGUUAGUGGCCGUUUCGAGAUGUCAGUGUGCAAGAGCCAUUUACGCAGUUGAAUUUGGCCAUUAAGUGCUGUUGUAUAUUGGGUCAUGUUGUCUGCGUUCAACACGUUGCCUGAGAGCGAGCCUGGAACAGGUCACUGGUUCACUCCAUCCAUAAUUUAGGAUGACGCCUCUCGGUCAGACCUGCUCCGUCUCCUCCCUGUUUCCACACCCCGUCUCCAGAGUUCAAACGCUCCGUCAGCAGUCCUAGUGCUCCUGAGUGCUCGCUGCGACCCUUGUUCGGCUCUCCUGGCUGACGUCCCGGGGAGGUUAUGCGACGGUUUCUCUACUGUAAGGUGGUGCUGACCACCUCUCUAGUGUGGGUGCUGGUGGAUGUGUUCUUGCUGCUCUAUUUCAGCGAGUGUAACAAAUGUGAUGACAGGAAAGACCGCUCGCUGCUCCCGGCCCUGCGAGCGGCGAUAUCUCGGAGCCACGAGGGACCGGGCGAAAUGGGCAAGGCAGUAAACAUUCCCAAGAACGACCAGGAGAAAAUGAAGGAGCUCUUUAAGAUUAACCAGUUCAACCUGAUGGCCAGCGACAUGAUCGCACUCAACAGGAGUCUGCCUGACGUGAGGCUGGACGGCUGUAAAACCAAGCUGUACCCAGAUGACCUGCCGAACACCAGCAUUGUCAUCGUGUUUCACAACGAGGCGUGGAGCACCCUGCUGCGGACGGUUCACAGUGUCAUCAACCGCUCGCCCAGACAGCUGCUGGCGGAGAUCGUGCUUGUGGACGACGCCAGCGAGCGAGACUUCCUGAAGAAGAAGCUGGAGAACUAUGUGCGCACUCUGGAGGUGCCGGUGAGGAUCCUGAGGAUGGAGCAGCGUUCAGGUCUGAUCAGAGCCAGGCUCAGGGGAGCGGCCGCUACCAAAGGUCAGGUCAUCACCUUCCUGGACGCUCACUGCGAGUGUACUGUGGGCUGGCUGGAGCCCCUGCUGGCACGCAUCAAAGAAGACAGGACAGCAGUGGUGUGCCCUAUCAUCGAUGUCAUCAGCGACGAGACGUUUGAAUACAUGGCAGGCUCAGAUAUGACCUAUGGUGGAUUCAACUGGAAGCUGAAUUUCCGCUGGUAUCCUGUUCCCCAGCGGGAGAUGGACCGGCGCAAGGGGGACAGAACACUGCCUGUCAGGACUCCCACCAUGGCAGGAGGAUUAUUCUGUAUAUACAAAACAUACUUUGAAGAAAUAGGAAGCUACGAUCCAGGGAUGGAUAUCUGGGGCGGAGAGAACCUGGAAAUGUCUUUCAGAAUCUGGCAGUGCGGGGGCUCAUUAGAAAUUGUAACAUGUUCACACGUGGGCCAUGUUUUCCGGAAGGCCACCCCAUACAGUUUUCCCGGAGGAACGGGCCAAGUCAUCAACAAGAACAACAGGCGCCUGGCUGAAGUAUGGAUGGAUGAUUUCAAAGAUUUCUUCUACAUCAUAUCGCCAGGCGUGAUGCGUGUGGACUACGGAGACGUUUCCUCCCGCAGAGACCUUCGCGAGGCCUUGAAGUGCAAACCGUUUUCCUGGUAUCUAGAGAACAUCUACCCAGACUCCCAGAUCCCGAGGAGAUACUACUCACUUGGUGAAAUCAGAAAUGUUGAGACCAACCAGUGUGUGGACAACAUGGGAAGAAAGGAGAACGAGAAAGUUGGCUUUUUCAACUGUCAUGGCAUGGGUGGAAACCAGGUGUUCUCUUACACGGCGGAUAAAGAAAUAAGGACAGACGAUCUUUGUUUGGAUGUAUCCCGCCUCAAUGGACCCGUCGUCAUGCUCAAGUGUCACCACAUGAAGGGCAAUCAGAUGUUCGAGUACGAUGCCGAGCAACUCACCCUGCUGCACGUGAACAGCAACCAGUGUUUGGACAUGCCGUCAGAGGAGGACAAGAUGGUCCCCACCCUGAAAGACUGCAACGGCAGCCGCUCUCAGCAGUGGCUGCUCCGAAACAUGACCCUGAGUGUCUGACCCCUGUCUCACCUUCCUCCCCCGCCACUCUGUCCUUAUCCUAACCAGCCAUGGCUCUCCUCACCCCCGCCAGGUGGCUCCUACCACAGCACAACAUACGCCUCUUCCUGUAUAAACAAAUACAGAGAUCCAGGCAUCAGCGGCUUAUCUUCCAUUAUGGGGGCGUUUCCUUUCACAGCUAGCCGCAAAUGUCAGAGAAGCUGCACCUGCCGGUAAGGCGACAUGACGAGCCACGACUUUGGGGACCUCAUCAGGUCCGAGCCCGGAGAAAAGCUGUGUGAGGUCUGUGCAUGGAGAACAUUUGCGUCAAAGCACUCACACUGUGUCAGACAGCUGCUAGCCUUGGGUCCACUGUGCUGCUCAGACUUAGCUUAGCUGUUGGACCAAAACAAAAAUAGAAGAGCAUUUAAAACAAGAAUCUAGCAAGGCACGUCUCUGUGAUGCACUGUAAAUGAAAUGACCUUCCUUGUGCUUUGUUCAAGACUGUUUCCAUGACUGCUGCUCAUUCUCUCUUCAUAUCAGUGUCUGAGGUACAUUCAAUAACAGAACGUGAUGUUGUUUAUAGAGCCGGGACCAAUACUGGAUUUGAGGAGUUGAAACCUAUCUUGAUAUUUGAGGGUUAAAGAAUCCAAUAAUGCUGUUGUGCAUUAAUAUUUGGUUUUAAAGUCGAGCUGAAAUUUGAAUUCUCAUCGUGAUGCAAGGACAUUACAUCAUAUAACUAUAUAAGGAUACUACAGCUUUUGUGUAUAUUUUUUCAUUUUAUAAAAAGAGGUAAAUAUUCUGGGGACAUACAUUUGUAGAAACAUUGUGUAGCUUGCAGGCUCUGGACGGGCGUGUCCCACGACAGCUGGGCACUGACAUUUGAGGGCCGGUAUCACACCUUCAGCGUCCAUGGCUGUGAGGAACUUCAUAAUUGGUUUUUUCAAAGAAGUUUAAAGUCAAACAAACACAAAGGAUACAUUUAAAAACAGUAUUAUUUUAGUUUGACUUUAAACUAAUGAAAAAAAACGUUUUUUCAGCAUCCUUAAAUUAGGUUAUCUACAAAACAAACAAGGUUUACUUAUCAGUGCUCUCUAGUGCGCAUUACUAAAAUACCUCAAACAUAUCUUUUGAAUUUCUUACCCCGAUUUCCUCUUAUAAGCUGUCAUAUAGGCGGAUAAUAACAUAUGGGUGAUUAGCUAAUAUCGGAGCCUUUUUUGGUGUUAUUAUAAGAUAGGAAAAACCUUUUUUUCAUUACAUUACAUAACAUUUUCCUUUGGUAUUCUGGCAACAUAGUGUAAAACAGACAGUAAGAGUCAGAUAAAAAUACCUUAGGUGAAUCUCUUAAGAUUAAAAAAAUUAUUAAGCUAAUUAUUUUUAAACCGUCUUAAAUUUAAGAGAAUGCAACACAAGAGUGUAGCUAUAACAUCCUCCCAGAUUAAUCAAAAGGUUCAAUUUAAGUGAAACGGGAACCACAAUAUGAAGAUGUGAAGCAGCACUUUGGGUCUGUUCGAAGUAAAGUAAUUAAGAGUACAGUAUUAGAGACUCUGCUAUGAGUAGAAUAUACAUAAUUGUUUUUUGACUGAAUGUAAAUUUCCCCUAAAUGGUAACGACUGAGUUCUGAAACACUGUAACGGUUCUGUGUUAUCACAGCUAUCUGAGAAUGUCAUUACUGAAGUUUUCAGAUUCCUGCUACCAAAAUCCUGAGGAAUCAUGAUGUCUUGGAGCAGGAUAGUUGCGUGUGCCUUUAGAAAGCUGUUUCAGUUAUUGGAUCAUUUGUUUCAGAAAACAUUUGAUUUACUUUGGUGAUUAAACAAAAAGAAUGUCAAAUAUUUUUCUUAAUUUCUAGCAAAAACAUGGAAAUUGAUAUGAAAUAACUGUCAUACCUCAUGAAUACGUCACCUUCAUAUUAAUGCUCGAUCAAUAAUUUAGUAACAGUAUAGUCAAAACGUUUAAAAUGUGCAAAUGUAGUUUUUCACUACAUUUUUGAUAAGGAUCAGGCAACAAAUGCUAUUGUAUAAUACUGUUAACAUGUUUCUAUCACCAUUGUUGUUGUUGUUGUACAUACAGAACCAAUUAUUUUUCUAAGAUGCGGUUAAACUUGAACACUCUGAGAAAAACAAAAUUGAAUGGUUUAAAGAUCACAAGGUAUUGCUGUGCUUUAUUUGGAGUAUGGUAAUAAAAAACGGUGCUUACCUAUCGAAAUUGCGGUGUGUCUUGGAAAUAAUCGUCGGACUAACAAAGCCAAAUUCUCAGACCACCUGAAGGGCGUCAGGCAAACGGACAUGAGGGAUCAACUAAUGGGGAAAUACUAUCAAUGCUGUUCGAAUACUGAGUCUUUGCCAAGUACCUGCUUGGCAUCCAGACUAAAAUUCAAUCAACUCUUUCAUAUUACACGGAUACAUUUAUUGUUUUUCAUUAUCUCAAAGUGCAUGGUGUUAAAAUAGGACUGUAUUGUUUCAAUGUACUGGUUGCAAAGUGAUGUUACCUGUUUGUACAUUUUGCCUUUUUGUAAAAAAAUACUUAAAGGGGACCUAUCAUGCAAAAU
Molecule: messenger RNA, 4705 nt
Organism: Trematomus bernacchii (emerald rockcod)
Lineage: Eukaryota; Metazoa; Chordata; Actinopteri; Perciformes; Nototheniidae
Gene: galnt13
Product: UDP-N-acetyl-alpha-D-galactosamine:polypeptide N-acetylgalactosaminyltransferase 13
Exons: 12
Coding region: 508-2178 (556 amino acids)
Cellular component (GO): Golgi apparatus
Source: RefSeq, a predicted model, not a curated record